Molecule: messenger RNA, 1023 nt
Organism: Botrytis porri
Lineage: Eukaryota; Fungi; Ascomycota; Leotiomycetes; Helotiales; Sclerotiniaceae
Exons: 4
Coding region: 1-1023 (340 amino acids)
Biological process (GO): monoatomic ion transport; mitochondrial transmembrane transport
Cellular component (GO): mitochondrial inner membrane
Molecular function (GO): monoatomic ion transmembrane transporter activity
Source: RefSeq, a predicted model, not a curated record
AUGUCUGCCUCUCUUCCAGGCAAUCGAGAAUUACCCGCUUCUCAGUAUGAUCUCAGUACAUACUGGGGACGGGUAAUGCAUUCUGCGGCCAUUUCAGACCCUAGAACAUUGUUGGUCGACAGCGCCGGAUUGGAGCAUGCGAAAAGUCUCAUUUCGAGUUAUAAACAGGGGAAGAUCCAUGAAAUGACUCCGCAGUUAUGGAAUGCGAAAAAGAUUGUCGAUUCAACAUUACAUCCGGAUACCGGCACUCCAGUUUUCCUUCCAUUUCGAAUGUCAUGCUUCGUCUUGUCGAAUUUGGUAGUUACAGCAGGAAUGCUUACACCAGGAUUGGGAACGACAGGAACAUUGUUAUGGCAAAUUACAAAUCAAUCUCUUAAUGUGGCUAUCAACAAUGCCAAUGCCAACAAAUCCACACCUCUCUCAACCUCAAAAAUUGCACAAUCUUACUUUCUCGCAGUUGGAGCUUCUUGCUCUGUUGCACUUGGUCUCAAUGCUCUUGUUCCAAGAUUAAAGAAAGUCAGCCCAGGCACCAAGAUGAUUCUUGGAAGAUUGGUGCCCUUCGCUGCCGUUGCAAGUGCUGGAGCAUUGAAUGUUUUCUUGAUGCGAGGAGAAGAAAUUAGAAAAGGCAUUGAUGUCUACCCAGUUCUCUCAGAAUCGGAUAAGGUAAAGCUUGCAGCAGAGGGCAAAUCUGAGUCCGAGGUUGCUUCAUUGGGCAAGAGCAAGAAAGCAGCCACUAUUGCCGUCUCGGAGACAGCUAUCAGUCGAGUUUUGAACAGUUCUCCAAUUAUGGUUAUUCCAGCAUUAAUUUUGGUGAGAUUACAGAAGAAGCAGUUUCUCAUUAGAAACCCUAGACUCACAUUACCGAUCAAUCUGGGUCUCAUUCUUGGUACUAGUUUAUUUGCUCUACCUCUAGCUCUAGCGGCCUUCCCUCAACGCCAAAGCGUAGAUGCAUCAACGUUAGAGGAGGAAUUCUGGGGCAAGGGCGGAGAGGGUGGAAAGGUGGUUUUCAACAGAGGAAUAUGA